UGCAAAAACCAGCACCAUCUCCCAGCCUUACAGACCAUCUCCACCGUACAUAUCAACACUUGGAAAAAUCUCGAUCGUACGAAUAGUCCUCGUUUACCCCGAAAUACCAGAUCUCCAUUUAUUGCCGUUAGGGUUUCCAUCUCAAAUCUCCGAUCUCAACCGUCCAAUCCAUUCAUCGGACGGCCAGAAUUCCCCAUCCCCUCCAAAAAAAUCCAUACUAGUUUUAUUAUUUCAGGAAAAUUACUUUCUAAACCCUAGGUCUGGCAGGCGGUGACGAAACCGGUUUCUUUAUCUUUCGUUUCAUGGCUUUUGGGAAACUAACUCGGCAAAAACCCUAGAUUUACAGUUUCAGAAGCUCAUGAAACCUUUAGCCGUGGCCAUAUGCGUGACCUCCUCUAUCUGAUCUUUCAGGUACUAUCUUUUUUCACUAUUUUGGCCAUGAUUUUAUGCUAUAAAGGCCACAAUUUGGGAUCUUUUCUAUGAAGCUAUGUAUGUUGGAAUCAGACGGAUCCGAGUCUUUUAUAAGGGUUUUGUAGAUGGAGAACAAUGUAGAAUUCAUUGGUUCCGAUAAAAGCUUUAUGUCAUCAAAAUCUGUGGAUGUGGAGAGCCUGUAUAUUGAAAAACCUGGGGUUUCCGGGGGUGAAUUAGGGUUUGAUACCCAUGGUUCUAGCGAGAAGAAGCCGUUGAAAAGGAGCCGGACGUCUUCUCGCAAGGCUAUGCAUGGUUCGGGAAAGCUAAAGACUAAGCAUGAUGGGCCUGGUUCGGGAAAGCUCAAGCCUAAGCAGCCUAAGCGUGAUGAUGGGCCUGGUUCGGGAAAGCUAAAGAAGAGAAGAGGCAGGAAAGAGGUUUCUCUAAAUAGUUUAGAGCCUCUUCCUAAGAAGAGAAAGAGGGUUGUCAAUAACAAUGGUUCAGAUAGUGGUCCUAUUUCUGAGAAGGAUAAAAAUUUGAUCUUUGGCCGAGGCAGGAAGACCACUAAUUCCAGUCACAUUCCAAACCUCGUCAAUAGGAAUUCUGAUGUUCAAAAUCAGAAAACUAAGAAGAAUUCGGACACAGGUCUGGUUCAAAAUGUUGGAAAAAAGAAGGUGCAUUUGAGCAAUGUUUCAGAAAGUUUUGGCGAGAACUCGAGCUUAAAAGCUCAAGUUGGUUCAAAGCGUAAGAGUCGCACUACCAGAUGGUCGGAAACUUCUAAGAGAGUGUCAGCUUCACCUGCUGAUAACAAGCAUGGUGGCGCUGAGGCGCUUGGAGUAGAAGAGAAAGCUGAGGAGCUUGGAGUAGAAGAGAAAUUUGAGGAGCUUGGAGUAGAAGAGAAAGCUGAGGAGCUUGGAGUAGAAGAGAAAUUGGGUUUGGUACCCUCAAUAGUCCGGAGAAAGAGGCGUUUUAGAAGAAACAAGCAGUCAGCUAAGGAUAAACUAGAUGAACCCAUUAACAAUAUUCUGGCUUCACCCACUGAUAAUAAGCAUGGUGAAGAAACUGACAGGCUUCUAUUAAAGACAAAUUUGGGUUUGGGAUCCUCAAUAGCUAGAAAAAAGGGAUCCUUUAGACGAAACAAAGAGAAUGACACUCAUAAACUGGAUCGACGCACAAAAUCUAAGGGCAUUAACACUAGUUCGACCAUAGAGAAUCCCAACCGAAACAACAUUAAAAGGAGGAGGAGGACAGGAGUGAAUCUGGCCCAUGUUGCAGUUUUGGCCGAGAACUCUUUGCACAGAAGUCCAAACUCCAUUGCUUCUGAUUCUGGCAGUGGGGGUGGUAAACUAGAGAUUCCUCUAGGAGAUGAGCAAGAAAACCUUGAACAAAAUGCUGCAAGGAUGCUUUCUUCUAGGUUUAAUCCUAGUUUUGGUGGGAUUUCUGGAAAAUCUACUGGUUCUAGACCUGAAUCCACAAGUGGGUCUUCACUAAAAGCUUUGCCCCAUUCAUCGCCAAAGAGCUUAGAGGCUCGUGCGUUGGUGGGUGGCAAGAUUUUGGGGGAAGAUAGAAAGGGCAGGGUCUUGAGGCCAAGGAAACAUGAGCAUAAGGGGGUUAAUAGAAAGAGGCGUCGGUUUGUGGAAGUAAAAAUUCACGAUUCAGAUGCUCUUUGGGCUGUUAAUAGGAGAAUCAACGUUUAUUGGCCUUUGGAUAAGAUGUGGUACCGAGGCAUUAUCAAGAAUUAUGACCCAGAGACUAAGUUGCACAACAUUCAUUAUGAUGAUCGAGAUGAGGAAUGGCUUUCACUCGAAUCUGAAACCUUCAAGAUUCUCGUAUGGCCUGGUGAGGCAUCGAACCGAUUUGGUUUUUCAAACGAGAGAUCAAGGUCAAAAGAAAGUAAUACCCAUGAAAAUGGAUAUAAAAAUUCAAACGAGAGGUCAAGGUCAAAAGACAGUAAUACCUAUGAAAAUGGAGAUGAAAAUUCCGGUAAAAAUAUGGAUAGCUUCAUGGAAUCAGAGCCUAUAAUAUCUUGGCUGGCACGUUCUUUAAAGAAGGCUAAUUCUUCCCCAAAUAAUUCAGAAAUGAAAAAGCUAUCCGGCAUUUCUCAAGACAAACCUCUUUUCGUUGGUCCCAAAAGCUCCUCAUUCCAGAGUGACACAGGCUUGUCUAGAAGUAGCCCCCGUUAUGUUUAUGUUAGAAAACGAUUUCACAAGAGAGAACGUGGUCGAAACAAGAGUCUGGAGGAGAGUUUGUCUUGUAAAAGCACACGUGUGUCUGUGAGCUUUCUUGAUUCUGUUGCUGAUCAGUUGAGGUCUUCUGUGAGCAUUCUUGAUUCUGUUGCUGAUCGGUUGAGGUCUUCUGUGAUGGAUGAUGCAUGUGCUUGUGUUGGGAUUGAUCAGGAGUCUAAGGCCCUUCUUUUAUACAAUAUACUAGAUCAAGCAAUGUUCUUGUUAGUUUUGCCCCAAAUUUGGAAGUUCUAUGUUAGAACUGUAGAUGAGAGCUUUUGGGUUUAUCAUACUCUCAUGCUCCUUCACUAUGGCACUCUAGUGGCUUUGUGGCCUAAAGUUCAGUUGGAGAUGCUGAUUGUGGAUAGUCUUGUGGGGUUACGGCUGCUACAAUAUGAGGGGUGCUUGAUUCAAGCUGUAAAUUGUUUGUGCUUGAUCCUGAGUUUUUUUUGUCAGUCAGAUGGAAUGCAGGUUUCUUCAAAAAUGUCAAGGAUCCAGUCACCAGUUACUUCUAUUAGGUUUAAGCUCUCUUACUCUCAAGGUGUGGGUAGACAUCUCGUGCUUGUCUUCUACAACUUCUUGGAGCUGAGGAGUUCAAAAUGGCGAAACCUGGAUGGACUUCUUCGGGACUUCUCUCCAGUCACCAGGACAUUGCCUCUGGCCGAUUGCAUGAAUGUGAUCUCUUCAACCUUGAAGAACUUUGAGAGUUUACGAGAGGAAUCCUUAAAAGAAUUGAUGUACCAAGAUACAAUCAAAGCACCGGUGAAUGUAAAUGGUAUCUCCACAUCUGGCAUUUCUGACGGGGAUCAUGGAAGCAUUCCUUUAUGUUAUCAUUCUUUUGCCACCAUGCCUACUUCCUUUUUCGGGCUGCAUAUGAAGUUGUCGAUCGGAAAUCCUACCGCCUCUACUAACUUUCAAAGUUUUGCUCCAGCAUCAGCACUGAAGAACGCACUUCACCCUGAAAUUAUAACCAGUGAUGUGGCUAUGGUGUCCUCUCCUGUUGAGGAUUCCUUAGUUCAUGUCAGGGAAGCCAUGCAAAAGAAUUUGCUAGAGCAAGCUUCUGCAGUACCAUACGAACAAGAAAAUGUAGAGGCUCAUGUUUACUCCAAUGAGAAUGGAGUAAUCAAAUCCCCUCAUCAAUUCUCAAAAGACAAACUCAAUGUGAACAACAGACCUGUGGGCUCACUAAGCUUGGGUAAGGCCAAUGGGGAUGAUUCUCAUCUCCAUGGGAGUGAGAUUCGUUUCCAAGGGUAUCAGGAGAGCUCAGCUUCAGUUUCUGAGGUUGUUUCUUCCCCAAAUGAGUCUGAAGCUGGUUGCAUUUCUCAUGAUGUCAGUGAUCAAUCCCUUUCUCCAUUACACCAAGUAACAAACCUGUCAUUUGAUGGGGUAUCUCAAACUGCAGGAGGUUCAAAUUAUCUGUCAAGCUGGGAUUCUGAGAAGUUGGGCUCUUGUCGCCAAAACCCAACUGGCCCUAGAAGCAUUUGGCCACGUAAUCGCUUUGGUUCGGUUUCUUCCUCUUUUUCUUAUCGCUCGAAGUUGUGGCAGGAUGGGGUCUCUAGAAAGCCCCGGUCUCAGCUUUCAGGGCCAUUACGUUGCAAGGAUAACAAUGUUGACUUGAAACCAGCUCAAUAUCAUCGAAGGGGCCGGCCCUAUAAGCAAACAAAGAUCGAUAAGCCAAAGAGGAUCGUUCAAGAUUCUGGUAGACCGAGGAGGGGUCCUGAGUCAUUGUCUUGUGAUGCAAAUGUGUUGGUCACAACAUCUGAUAGGGGGUGGAGAGAAUGUGGGGCUCAAGUUGUGCUUGAGUCUUUGGAUCGUAAUGAUUGGAGGCUCGUUGUGAAGCUUUCGGGGUCUACCAAAUACUCACUCAAAGCACUAAACCCUAUGCCGCUCGGGACCACGAAUCGAUUCACUCAUGCUAUGAUGUGGAGGGGUGGGAAUGAUUGGAGCUUGGAAUUUGUGGACAGGGCUCAAUGGGUUGUUUUUAAGGAGAUGUAUGAUGAGUGUUGCAACUUGAACAGUCGUGCCCGCUUGGUCAAGAACAUACCUAUACCUGGAGUAAGAAGGAUUGAAGUUCCUGAUUCUGAUGGGGCGGGUGUUCCUUUUAUCCGCACUUCUAAAUAUAUCAAGCAGGUUGGUACUGAGGUUGACAUGGCCUUGGUUCCCUCACGGGUUGUUUAUGACAUGGAUGGUCAUGAUGAAGAAUGGCUUGAGCAUAAUGAGCUGGAUAUCACAGAGGAAAUGUUUGAGAGGGCAAUGGACAAGUUUGAAAAGGUUGCCUAUGCUCAACAGCAUGAUGAUUUUACUGUUGAUGAAGUUGGUCGUUUCACGGCUGGAAUUGGACCCAUGGAGGUUAUGAAAGCUAUUUAUGAGUAUUGGCAACAAAAGCGGCUUAAAUUGGGCAUGCCGUUGAUUCGGCAGUUUCAGCCUCCAUUAUGGGAGCGAUACCAGCGACAGAUGAAAGAAUGGGAAUCCCGAGUGAACCAUAUUCACAAUGCUUCAAAUGGAAGCAAAGAGAAGGCGACACUGCUCGAGAGGCCACCAAUGUUUGCUUUUUGUUUGAGGCCACGGGGACUUGAAGUUCCCAACAAGGGUUCAAAGCAAAGGUCACAAAGGAAACUAUCUGCGGGGGCCUCCAGCUUCAUUCAAAGAGAACAUGAUUCUUGUCAAGUUUCAGGCAGAAAACUUAAUGGGUUUUUGGGUGUAGAAGAGAAGUCCUUAAAUACCAUCCAAAGCAUUGAGCUUUCAGAAGAAGCAGCAUUUAGAGGAGUCCGACCAAGGAUCAGUAUACUGCAAAAGGAGGGCCCCAAACUCCAAAGAAGUGAUUCUUCACAGUCUAAACGAGGGUGGUCCAUUCAAAGACCAACUCGAAAUGGGGUUCUUCGUGUUUGGGGCACAAACUCACCCAAAUGGUCCAAUAACAAAGAGUGCCAAUCAGAUGGGAUGAUGGGUUCUUAUAGAGAGAAAGCUGAGCGUCCUUAUAGAGAUAGAGCUGAACACUUGAAUGGUGCAAACUUUGAAAGCCAGUUCAGAGUAAGAGAUGCUGCUAGUUCUGCACAGCAUGCCUCUAAUCUGGCUAAACUCAAGCGUAUCAAAGCUGAAAAGCUGUUUCAGAAGGCUGACCUUGCUCUUCACAAGGCUUUUGUGGCUCUUUUGAUUGCUGAUGCAAUACAAAAGGCAGAGAAGGAGAGAGACGUAGAGGUCACCACAUCCCAAUCUGAAAAUGAAGAGAGACCAAAUGGUCAUGAGCUCAGCAUGGAAAAAGGGGUCAAUGGUCUGCUAGUUGAUGAUGUAGCGAACAGACUGGCCUUAGUGCCUUUUUCCCAAUAGAGUGAUGGAGUUCUAAAAGGGUUUUCUUUGUCCGUGGCUGUGUAUAAGAGAAGAAGAUUGCUUCAUUGAAUCUUUACACUGCCAGUACUGACCAAAUUAUGGUGGCAAUAUCUGAUUUUGCAGUGGAAGAGUUUUUACAGUAGGUACCUCUCCAUGAAUUUCAGAACUUAUACAACGAGCAAGCAACAUUGGCAUGUAGGAAUUUGCAUUGGUGAUCACUGUACAGAAUUGUUUCUUUUUUUUUUUAUCUACUUUUUCUCCUUUCCAGAAAGUCUCUGUCUUCUGCCUUUGCUUGAGCAUUUGGCUAUAAUAAUAGUGCACAGCCAUAACUUUUGGAUUUUGAAGUUACAUGAUGGAUUUUGAAACGCAUUACAAGGUGAGAGUUGCACCUGGAUCUUGUCUCAUCUUAUUCUCAACAUUUUAUGAAGAUUUUCAUGUGCUUUUGCUUA
Messenger RNA from Amborella trichopoda, 6406 nucleotides. RefSeq names its product Enhancer of polycomb-like transcription factor protein. Gene Ontology annotation, cellular component: NuA4 histone acetyltransferase complex. The record is from RefSeq and is a predicted model, not a curated record. Lineage: Eukaryota; Viridiplantae; Streptophyta; Magnoliopsida; Amborellales; Amborellaceae. Gene Ontology annotation, biological process: regulation of transcription by RNA polymerase II.